GAGAGAGAGAGAGAGAGAGAGAGAGAGAGAGAGAGAGAGAGAGAGAGAGAGAGUGUAAGAAAUAACAUAGGUAAUAUUUAUUGUCGUAGAAAGAUAUCUUUUUAUUUUCUUGUAUUAUUCUUUAAACGUAUAAGGGUGAGGUAGCAAAAGGGUUAAUAGGAUGAAGUCGGAAAGUAAUAACGGAUACAUCAGGGCUAAUGUUAUCCCGGAACAAAAUGAACCCACGUCUCCCAUGGGACAAGACGUUUCACUAACCGGAAGUCCACUUCAGGUUACCUAUGGGCCAAGAGGUGGUACAACAGUGACAAGCGUUCUUCAUCCAACGAAUACGAGAAGACAGGUUGUUGGAAUAACACGAGCCACUUCGAUAACAAGAAGACGAAGUGGGGCUCCUGCUAGGCAACAAAUGUUAGGCAUAUUGGCUGGCACAUUGCUCGGCAUUUCUCUAUUAACUCUACUUGUCUUGGUAUUGAAUACAACGCGGGAAUGCGUCCAAGAGCCACGUCCGAACGUGUGCAUGUCCGAAGAAUGCGUGAGAACCGCCGCAAGUUUGCUCUCAGCGAUGGAUCAGACUGUUGCACCCUGUGUUAACUUUUUUCAAUACGCAUGCGGUGCUUGGAAUCGUUUGCACGUGAUACCAGAAGAUAGAAGUUCCAUCAGUACCUUUGAAGUACUAGCUGAUCAACUCCAGAUCAUUCUGAAACGUGUCCUCGAGGAAUCACCGAACGAGAACGACAAUCAUGCAACUCUAAAGGCCAAAAUGUUCUACAAAUCGUGCAUGGACAUCCCGCGCAUACGAGAGAUCGGUGACAGACCUUUGAAGGAAACAUUGACAGCACUUGGUGGUUGGCCAGCAGUUAUCGGAGCAUCUUGGGAGCCACCACCUUAUCCAAUCGAGGUUCUCUUGGGUCGUCUACGUGGUGAAUACAACGAGGGCGUUCUAAUGGAGCAAUGGGUUGGCCCAGACGACAAGAAUUCCUCAACCAACAUCCUGCAGCUGGAUCAAAUGCAGCUGGCAUUACCCAGUCGUGAUUAUUAUCUGAAGAAGAACAGCGAGGCUGAAUUGGAUGCUUAUCAUCGUUAUAUGACCAACGUGGCUGUUUUGCUUGGCGCCAAUCGUGAAAAUGCAGCACUCGAGUUUAAUCGCGUGAUCGCCCUUGAAAAACAACUUGCCAAUGCUUCGUUGCCCGAGGCCGACAGGCAUGAUACCUCAAUGAUCUAUAGAAAGUUAACGUUGCGGGAACUACAGGAAGAGGUGCCGCAACUUAAAUGGAAAGUUUAUCUCGAGGAAUUCAUAAGCGCACCGAUUACCGAGGACGAGCCACUAGUGGCAUACGCGAUGCCCUAUUUCCUUCAAAUGGGUCGUAUCGUACAGAAAACCGAUCGCAGGACGUUGCACAAUUAUAUAUUAUGGCGAUUGGUGAUGUCCAUAAUGCCGCAUAUGAUAGACGAGUAUCAGCAAAAGAGAAUUGAGUUUCGUAAGAUAUUAUCAGGAAUACUAAGCGAGAGAAAUAGAUGGUCCCAAUGCGUCGAAUGGACCAAUAAAAAUCUUGGAAUGGCUGUGGGUGCACUUUUCAUACGUGACAAUUUUAAUCAAGAGAGCAAGGAAACAGCAUUGGAAAUGAUACGAACUAUACGCGAAGCAUUUAAUGAAUUGCUAGCUGAGAAUCAAUGGAUGGACGAUGAAACCAGGACCGUUGCCAAAGGAAAAGCUGAUUCAAUGAAUGAGAGAAUCGGUUAUCCAGAAUUUUUGAAGGAUCCGGUCAAACUUUCCUUCGAAUACGUGACGUUGAACAUAACGGAGGAUCAUUUUUUGGAAAAUGUUUUGGCGGUACAUAAAUACGACGCAUAUCACAAUCUUCAAGAAUUACGUCAACCGGUUGAUAAGGAUAAAUGGUCCACGGAGCCAGCCGUGUUAAAUGCGUUUUAUAAUCCAAAUAAAAACGACAUAGUAUUUCCCGCUGGUAUACUGCAACCGCUUUUCUACUCUCAGCACUUUCCUAAAUCAUUGAAUUACGGUGGAAUCGGUGUUGUGAUUGGUCAUGAAAUAACUCAUGGAUUCGAUGACAAGGGACGACAAUUUGACAAGGAUGGCAAUAUGAUGCAGUGGUGGAAUAAUGCUACCAUUAAAGCAUUUCGAGAGAGAGCACAGUGUAUCGUAGAUCAGUACUCCCGUUACAAAUUACAAGAAGUUGAUCUUUACAUAAAUGGCCGAAUGACACAAGGUGAAAAUAUCGCUGAUAAUGGUGGAUUAAAACAAUCGUUUCGUGCUUACAAAAAGUGGGUCUCUAUACACGGAGAGGAACCAUUGUUACCUGGCGUGAAUUUAACUCACGAUCAACUCUUCUUCCUUAAUUAUGCACAAAUUUGGUGUGGCUCGAUGAGACGAGAGGAUGCAUUAACGAAAAUACGCAGUAGCGUACAUUCACCGGGUCCGGUGAGAGUGUUGGGCCCGCUUUCAAAUAGCGAGGACUUCGCCAAGGCCUAUAAUUGUCGACCAGGCUCACCGAUGAAUCCAACGCGUAAAUGUAGCGUCUGGUAAAAAUGUUGAUUAAGAAUUAUCAAAAGAAAAGAAAAGAAAGAAAAAAAAAAAAAGUAACAAAAAAAGAAAAGUAAAGAAAAAGAAAGAAGAAUAAAAAGAUUUUUUUCGAAAGAUCUUCUGAUCCAUUCGAAGGAUUUAUAAAAUAGAUAAAUACUUCAUGAGGAUACAGAGGAACGAGGUUCUCCUUGAUGUCAUUGUAGUACAUCCAAUAUGGAAUCCAUCUUUCGUGGUAGCCAUUUUGUCGGCCGCCAUUAAACGCGCAUAUCGAACUUUACACUUUUUUUCAUGAAAAUAAUGCAAUAAUAUAAACAAAGUCGAAGGAAAAAAAAGAAAAUAUUUCAUUAAUAAUAAUGAUAAUAAUAAUGAUAAUAUUAAAUUAAUAAUAAUGUUGAUAAUAAUAAUAAUAAUAAUAAUAAUAAUAAUAAUAAUACAGAAAUUAUUAAAAUUCAUGAUCGUAUUGGAUAUACUGCGAUAUAUCAUGUGAAUGGUAUAUAUAUAUAUAUAUAUAUAUAUAUAUACCUUAGACUUAUAGACAUAUACAUACCUAUAUAUGACUCUAAUGUAAGACCUAACGGAGUUGUUCAAGUAUCUCGUUCAAAUGGUAUCAUCAUAUCAACGAUAUCGUAAUUUAAAAACAUAAUUAAAUAAUUAUCACAAAUUAUCGAACGACUAUAGUUAUUUGGAUAGCUCCGCCAUAGGGGAAGAAAAAGUACAGCAGUAUGUAUGUAUAUAUUCGAAGUAUGCAAGUAUGUAUGUAUGUAACGUAUGUAUGUAUCGUAUGUAUGUAUCGUAUGUAUUAUAUGUAUUGUAUGUACGUAAGUAUGUCCUAAACAAAAUAUAGAGAAACUUAUAUAUAUAUACUUAUUUCUGCUUGAGAAAUUAAGUAAUUAAGUACGUAUGAGGGAAUUACAAAAAAAAUAUAUAUAUGUAUGUAUGUAUGUAUGUAUGAUGUAUGUAUGUAUGUAUGUAUGUAUGUAUGUAUACCUAGAAAAUUUCACAACGAGAUUCAAGUAGAAUUUCGUCUGUUGAACUUUUUCCCAUUAUAAUGGGAAUAAAUUAAUGCAAUUCGUUAUUUUACAUGUGUUAAAAUAUUUUUAAUGGAAAUCCAUUUUAAAUAAUUAAGCGAGAUAUAGAACGUAUAUUGAGUAUAAAUUAAUAUUAAGAAUAAUAAUACAUAAUAAAAACAAAUAAACGAAUAAACAAAUAAACAAAAAAAAAAAGAGAAAAAAGAGAUAAAAGAACAAUUAUGAACGAUGAUUUUCAGUCAACCGAUUGAAGAAAAAGAAAGAAAAGGUAAAUAAGAGAGAAGAAACAAACUCAAAAAAAAAUAUAUA
This is a messenger RNA of Vespa crabro (European hornet), 3876 nucleotides long. RefSeq names its product neprilysin-1-like. The record is from RefSeq and is a predicted model, not a curated record. Gene Ontology annotation, molecular function: metalloendopeptidase activity. Gene Ontology annotation, cellular component: plasma membrane. Lineage: Eukaryota; Metazoa; Arthropoda; Insecta; Hymenoptera; Vespidae. Gene Ontology annotation, biological process: protein processing. Bases 161 to 2542 code for a protein of 793 amino acids. The transcript is spliced from 12 exons.